AUGAUCACCAAGCCUGAAGUAAAAAUGAACGGGCAUCAGCCUCAGGCCAGAGAGAUAGUCAUAAUUGGAGCAGGUCUGAUUGGCGUUUCCACGGCAUACUACCUCUCGAAACAUCUAGACUUACAUCCAGAAAGUAAGAUUACAUUGGUAGAAGAGGAGAACGUAGGUACGGGAAGUAGUGGGUAUGCAAGUGGGUUGUUGAUAAAAGAAGAAGGUUAUGAAAUGUCAAUGACUGGGUAUGACCUUUAUCGAAGUUUGGCAAAAGAUUUUGGAGGAGAUUUGAAAUGGGGAUACAAAGCCAUAGAUUUAUAUGAUGCCAACCUCGAUGUAUCUUCAUCUUCUUCAUUUACGACCUCACACUCCUUCCUCCCACCUUCCACCUCUAUACAUCAUCGAUCUCUUCCAACAGCCAUCUGUCAACCAUCCGACUUCACAAGACACUUGUGCGGAUUAUUCCUUACGCACCCUGGAGCGUCGUUGAUGAUCGCUAGAGCAACCUCUCUUACUUUCUUUCCUCCGUCAUCGAAUGGCAAGCCAAAGGAAAGGGAUGAAGGCAGUGUUGGUGGGUGUGGGAAAGCGAGGAGAAGGAUAAAUGGUAUAAAUAUAGUCCAAAUUAUCAACGGAGUAGAGGAGAUUGUUCAUCUCAAAGCAGAUACCAUAAUCGUCUCUACUGGAAUCAAAACUCCAAUGUUGUUGAAGACAUUAUUGGGCGAGAAGACACAAACGAUGACCAAGGAGAUUGGGCAGAAGGAAUGGAAAGGAUUAGUGAUCAAACCUAAAGAAAGACCCAAACCAUGUGCGGUGAGAAUCAGCCAAGAUGAAGCGGAAGGGGAAGCGAUGGUGGUAGUGAGAGACGAUGGUACAGUAUAUAUAUCACGUCCCCUGUCAUCUCCAUCAUCCUCUAAUAACAAAGAUAAAUCAAAUCUGAUCACAUAUGUCGAAUCGCUCUCUCCCAAAUUCGCUUCUUCUAACGGUACACUCAUCCUCUCCCAAUCGAAAUGGUCGUCCCCUACCACACCCGAUGAUCAACCGCUGAUAGAAGAUCUUUCCCUGAUACCUGGAGGAAUAGAUGGUUUAUGGGUUGGUUCAGGUGGAAAUACAACUCAAGGUCCGGCGAUAGGUCUAAAUUUAGCUUCUAGAAUAUUAGACGGUAAUACAUGA
Molecule: messenger RNA, 1161 nt
Organism: Kwoniella mangroviensis CBS 8507
Lineage: Eukaryota; Fungi; Basidiomycota; Tremellomycetes; Tremellales; Cryptococcaceae
Exons: 6
Coding region: 1-1161 (386 amino acids)
Cellular component (GO): cytoplasm
Molecular function (GO): oxidoreductase activity
Source: RefSeq, a predicted model, not a curated record